AUGCACCAUAGUGGCCGCACCUUUGCUGUUGAUUUGAAUGGCCACUCUUGUUCAUGCCAUGCUUGGGAUUUGAAUGGAAUACCAUGUUUGCAUGCAUGUGCUGCAAUAAGUUGGUUUCAUGGGAAUCCAGAGGACUUUUGUGAUGCAGUGUACAAGAAAGAGGCUUAUUUGAGAGCCUAUCAACCAAUGAUUAUGCCUAUGACUAGCCAAGAUCAGUGGAUGAAGGUUAAUUUACCUCCAUUACUCCCUCCGAAAUACCACAAGCAGCCUGGUAGGCCUAAGAAGACAAGAAAACAAGCUGUUGAAGAACCUAAACUUCCUUCUAAUCCAUAUAAGCUUCCUAGGUAUGGCAUCCCUUUAAAGUGUGCCAAUUGCGGUGGAGAAGGGCAUAAUCGAAGUAGUUGUAAGGAUUAUUGA
Prunus mume (Japanese apricot) is the source of this 417-nucleotide messenger RNA. Lineage: Eukaryota; Viridiplantae; Streptophyta; Magnoliopsida; Rosales; Rosaceae. The record is from RefSeq and is a predicted model, not a curated record.